UUGGGAGACCAAUUUGGGUACCAACUCUCUAAUAGAGGUGGAGCCCACCAAUACAAUAGGUCCCACGCUUUAUUAAAGAGUUGGUAUCCCAAGUUGGUCUCCCUGGCAUUUUCCAUCUUUGAUAGAUGCUGAACCUGGACCUCAACCUGUAAUUCAAUCAAUUAUUGCAACGAAAAAGUAGUCAAAAAGGAAAACCUGCUCAAGUCAUGUCACAUCCAUAAAAAAACAAAAAGAAAAGACUUUGGUUAAUUUAAAUCUUCUUCAUAAGCCCCUCCCUUGAGCGUGCAUAUAUGCUGCGACCAACUUCAACUUUAUUACUAUUACUGAUUUCAUCGAAUCAUGAAAUCGGACAUGGACUCUACCAGAGAAUUAGAAUCACCACCAACCAGUGUAUGCCACGUCGUGGCUCUGCCCUAUCCUGGCAGAGGCCAUAUCAACCCCAUGAUGAACCUCUGCAAACUACUGUCUUCAAAGAAACCCGACACCCUCAUCACCUUCGUCGUCACCGAAGAGUGGCACGGCUUCAUGGGCUCGGACCAGAAACCCCAUAACAUCCGGUUUGCCACUGUACCAAACCUCAUACCCUCCGAGCUUGUUCGCGCAAACGACUUUCUUGGAUUCAUGGAAGCUGUGAACACCAAGUUGGAAGCUCCGGUUGAGCAGCUACUGGACCGGCUUGAGCAGCCGGUGAGUGCGAUAGUUGCUGAUCCCUUCGUUGUUUGGGCUACGAGGGUCGCGAGCCGGAGGAAUAUUCCGGUGGCUUCACUUUGGCCCAUGUCGGCGUCGGUGUUCUCAGUGUUACUUCACAUUGAGACACUCGAACAAAAGGGCUAUUUCCCUCUUAAUAAUGUCUCAGAGUGGGGAGAUGAUGAGGUAAUAGCAGAUCUAGAUCUUCCCACAGUGUUGAAUGGAGACGGUCUUCAAAUCUUGAAGAUGAACCUGGAAGUUGUGCGUAGCAUAUAUAAAGCACAAUAUCUUGUGUUUUCUUCAGUCUACGAACUUGAGCCUCAAGUGUUUGACAAUCUAAAAGCCAAAUUUGCUUUGCCUAUCUACCCUAUUGGCCCAAGCAUACCUUACUUUGAGCUUUCAAAAAGUUCUCCUACUAAUCACAAUUACCUCUAUAAUUGGCUAGAUUCUCAACCUAAACACUCAGUCUUGUACAUCUCUCUGGGAAGCUUCCUCUCAGUUUCAAAAGCCCAAAUGGAUGAAAUCGUUGCUGGGGUGCAAAACAGUGGUGCUAGGUUCUUGUGGGUGGCUCGUGGGGAUGCCUCUAAGUUGAAAGAUGGUGUUGGUGAUAAGGGUUUGGUGGUGUCUUGGUGUGACCAAUUGAGGGUGUUGUGCCAUGAUUCUAUUGGUGGGUUUUGGUCACAUUGUGGUUGGAAUUCAACCCUAGAAGCUGUUUAUGCUGGUGUUCCAAUUCUCACUUGCCCUAUAUUUGGGGAUCAAAUCCUCAACGCUAAGAAAAUUGUGGAAGAUUGGAAGAUAGGAUGCAGGGUACUGAAGAAGAAGAAGAAGGGGUUUGAAGAAGAAGAUUUGGUGACUAGAGAGGAAAUUGUACAACUUGUGCAGAGGUUUAUGGAUCUCGAAAGCAAGGAGGGAAAUGAGAUGAGGGAAAGAGCCAAACAACUUCAAGAGACUUGUCAAGGAGCAAUUGCUAAAGGUGGCUCAUCAGACACCAAUCUUAAUGCUUUUAUUAAGGAUGUAUUUCACAAGACCAUUAAGCAGUUCAUGACGUUGUACUUCUUAAUGCAUGACUGAUUGCUUUAAAGCAACUUACUUUUAAUUUUCUUCUUGGGGAUGAUUUUAAUUUUGACUUUGGUUCUUAAUAAGGAA
Molecule: messenger RNA, 1833 nt
Organism: Prunus avium (sweet cherry)
Lineage: Eukaryota; Viridiplantae; Streptophyta; Magnoliopsida; Rosales; Rosaceae
Product: UDP-glycosyltransferase 87A1-like
Molecular function (GO): quercetin 7-O-glucosyltransferase activity; quercetin 3-O-glucosyltransferase activity
Source: RefSeq, a predicted model, not a curated record